AUGGGUCCAGAGGCAGCACUCUAUAAGAAGGGAAGAACUGAUUCUCAACAGGGAACUCAGCAGCAGUUCUAUUGGAUAUCUCCUGUGAUUCUACGGAGGAGAGCAACUUCGAAGCGCAGACGUGUAAACAGCUGCAGAAACAAAAAUGUUUGUGUCAACUUGGGGCAGCCAUUUCCAGAGGACGGUGAGAAUGAAGAAAACAGUCACUUGGAUGAUAUCUUCCAAAGGGCAGAAAACAUCAUCUUGAGAUCUAUUCUCACGAAGGCUGACGAUGACGAAGAGGAUACCAACAAAGACCUAAGUGCUUCUCAGCUGAACUGGAUUUCCAAAAGACAGCACCCUGGAAAGAGAUCUCUAAAUGACUUAGACAAGAGGCAGCACCCUGGGAAAAGGGAAGACGUGAGUGAUGGUUCCUAUGGAGAAACUCUGAAGCGGCAACACCCUGGGAAAAGAGAGGAAGACGACGUAUUUGAAAGCUACUUAGAACUGCAGAAGAGGCAACAUCCUGGCAGAAGGGCCCUGUGGGAUCGGUACCCUGAGAUCCCUAGCAACCAGCUGGCCUAUCUGAAUGAAUUAUCCAAAAGGCAACAUCCGGGCAAGAGAUACCUGGCUUACAGCAAGCGACAGCAUCCCGGCAAGAGAAGCUGGGAGGAUGAGCUCGAUGGCAGUGAGCAGGACUUGGAGAAACGGCAACAUCCAGGGAAGAGGUAUCUGGGUUCAGAGAGUCCAGACUACCCUGUCCCCUGUGAUCCCCAGGAUUCCAUCAACUGCAGCAAAGGCAGCUUGUUGUUGGAGCUGCUAGAUAACGUCAACAAAAGCCAGGUAGAAGAGAAGCGACAACACCCUGGAAGAAGGUCUUCAUGGGACGGGGAAGUGGAGGCGGAGGAAUGA
Gekko japonicus is the source of this 891-nucleotide messenger RNA. RefSeq names its product thyrotropin-releasing hormone (gene TRH). NCBI's taxonomy places the organism in Eukaryota, Metazoa, Chordata, Lepidosauria, Squamata, Gekkonidae. Gene Ontology annotation, molecular function: thyrotropin-releasing hormone activity. The record is from RefSeq and is a predicted model, not a curated record. Gene Ontology annotation, biological process: hormone-mediated signaling pathway. Bases 1 to 891 code for a protein of 296 amino acids. The transcript is spliced from 3 exons. Gene Ontology annotation, cellular component: extracellular region.